Messenger RNA from Salvia hispanica, 2040 nucleotides. The record is from RefSeq and is a predicted model, not a curated record. Lineage: Eukaryota; Viridiplantae; Streptophyta; Magnoliopsida; Lamiales; Lamiaceae.
CGUAAGCCUAACAAAAAAGAUCCCAAUACCGAAAGCAGGUUGUUUCUGCUGAGCUUGAACACAUAUGUUCCCAAUGAUGAGAGGUUCAACCAGAUCAAAUUCUCUGAUUUCAUAGGCUAUGCUCUUAAGUCUAUAGGCCAGGUUAUAGUGCCGGAGGUGAAGGCUUUACUGGACAAGACUAUCAAUGAGUUCGACACGUUUGAAGACAUUCUUCGUCUCUAUGAAGGCGGAGUCAAGAUGCCUGAUUCCCACUCGCUCAAGAAAAUCAGGCAGUGCGUUCCGUGGGAGCUGGUCCGGGAACUCAUUCGUUCUGAUGGGGAACGCUUUCUUAAGUUCCCCGUGCCUGAUGUCAUCAAAGGGGACAAAACUGCAUGGAGAACAGAUGAAGAAUUCGGAAGAGAGAUGCUCGCAGGAGUGAACCCUGUUGUCAUUCAACGUCUCCAGGAGUUUCCACCAAGAAGCAAACUGGACCGGGAACAAUAUGGCGAUCAAGAUAGCAGAAUCACACGAGAGCACCUCCACACGAACAUGGAUGGCCUCAGCGUCGAUGAGGCCAUAGAGAAAAACAAGAUGUUCAUAUUAGAUCAUCACGAUGCACUGAUGCCGUACCUCAGAAGGAUCAACACCACUACAACAAAAACUUACGCUACCCGAACAAUCCUUCUCCUCCAAGCAGAUGGCACUCUGAAACCACUGGCGAUUGAACUAAGCUUGCCCCAUGAAAAUGGAGACGCCCUCGGUGCCAUCAGCCAAGUGUUCACUCCUUGUGAUCACGGAGUUGGGAACGCCAUCUGGCAGCUCGCGAAAGCCUAUGUUGCAGUAAAUGACUCAGGCUAUCAUCAACUCAUUAGCCACUGGCUGAACACUCACGCGGUGAUUGAGCCAUUUGUGAUUGCAACCAACAGACAGCUGAGCACGCUCCACCCUAUACACAAGCUUCUGAAGCCUCAUUUCCGCGACACAAUCCACAUAAACGCCUUGGCUAGGCAGAUCCUCAUCAACGCAGGUGGAGUGCUUGAGAUAACCGUCUUCCCAGCAAGAUACGCCAUGGAAAUGUCAUCUUUCGUCUACAGAAACUGGAACUUCACCGAGCAAGCACUCCCCGUAGACCUCAUCAAAAGAGGAGUGGCUGUUCCCGACCAAAGCCAUCCCUACGGCCUCAAACUCCUUAUCGAAGACUACCCUUUCGCUGUUGAUGGCUUGGAAGUCUGGUACGCAAUUGAAACUUGGGUGACUGAGUACUGUUCCAUCUACUACCCUGCUACAGACAAUGAGGUCCGAGGAGACACAGAGCUUCAAUCAUGGUGGAAGGAGCUUCGUGAAGUGGGACAUGGAGACUUAAAGGACAAGCCGUGGUGGCCUAAGAUGGAGACAAGAGCUGAGCUCAUCCAAUCAUGCACAAUCGUGAUAUGGGUGGCAUCGGCCCUCCAUGCUGCUGUCAACUUCGGGCAAUAUCCUUACGCGGGAUACCUCCCAAACCGCCCCACAGUGAGCCGUAGAUUCAUGCCUAAACCAGAUACUGAUGAGUUUGCUGAGCUGGAGUCUAAUCCAGACUUGGCAUACCUGAAAACUAUAACAGCUCAGCUGCAAACUCUGCUGGGGGUUUCUUUGAUUGAAAUAUUGUCUAGGCAUUCGAGAGAUGAGAUAUAUCUGGGACAGAGAGAUAACCCCGAGUGGACUAGCGAUGAGCGAGCCCUGGAAGCAUUCGACAGAUUCAGGACAACGUUGGUUGAGAUUGAGAAGAGAAUAAGGGAGAGGAACGAGGAUAAGACGUUGAAGAACCGUUAUGGGCCUGUGGAGGUCCCCUAUAUGCUGUUAUACCCCAACACCUCUGAUUACACUAGAGAGGGAGGCCUUACUGGAAAGGGUAUUCCCAACAGUGUCUCUAUCUGAACUUGGUCAUUUUCUGCAUCCCUUAUGUCUUAACACUAAAGAAGUAGGUAUUCUUUUACAUCUCAACUAGUUAUUGUUUGUGAUUACAUGUGUUCUUGCUUUGUUCCACCACAUUAUAAAUUACUACUACUAUUCUUUUUGUGAUUA